UAUAGGUGCCCGCAUGUCCAACUUGAAACAUUAGAAAACACACUCUAAAACCCUAACCCUAAAGCCAAAACCCCUGUAUGUCAUCAAUGGUGAAUCCCAGUCCUUAAAUCCAAUCCUAUACCCGAAAACGAAGAAGGAAGAAAGCCCCAUUUUUUUCUUAAUCUCUAAAGGGGCAUCUACCAAUGGAGACGGAUUCAUCUGACGAAGAUAUCUCCAAGAAGGCCGAGGAUACGUUACGCAAAGUCACAAGUGGUCCGUUGCCAUCUACCAUUGGAAAGCUGUCUGGCUCUUCAAGAGGAAUACCCACCGAUAGAGACUUUCAUUUCUACAACAAUUUCAGCGAAUUCAGGACCCCCAUUUCAGAAAUAGACAAGAAAUCCAAGGAAAUCUUGGAGAGAGUCGGGGCAUUGUCGCAAUUAUGGGGAAAACCCAUGUCGUUUCCGGGGGAGGAUCCGGAUGACGAGGAAACUGGAGAUUGGCUGGUCAACAUAAACGACGACGUGUUUGAGAAACUGGCAUCAUCCUUGGAUGACUUUAGGUUGUUGAGAGAGAAAGAAGAGGAGAGUGGCGUGAAGAAUAUGGAGGACGGGUUUCAAUUGGUGAGUCGGAAGAAGACUAGGAAAGUAGAACAUAAUAGUAAUGUAAUUAGUGUGGAGAAGGAGAAGGGGGUAAAAGUGGCUACGAAAGUGAAGCCAAAGAUUCCGUUUCAUAUACCAAGCAUCCCGAGGCCGCAGGACGAGUAUAAAAUUAUUGUUAACAACAAAAACCAGCCUUUUCAGCAUGUUUGGUUGCAGAGGACUGACGAUGGUUCCAGGUUUAUGCAUCCUCUGGAAAAGUUUGCUCCCUCAGACUUUGUUGAGAGUGCUGGCAUCAUUGAGCCUGUCAAACCUCCUCCAUUGGAGAUUACCCCAUUCAAGUUUGUGGAAGAGGUCAAAGAUCUGAAGCAGUUAGCAGCCAAGUUACGUGCUGUGGAUGAGUUUGCGGUUGAUUUGGAGCACAAUCAAUAUAGAUCUUUUCAAGGAUUGACAUGCUUGAUGCAAAUAUCCACUAGAACUGAAGAUUUUGUUGUUGACACUCUGAAGCUUCGCGUUCAUAUUGGCCCAUAUCUAAGAGAUGUUUUUAAGGACCACAUGAAGAAAAAGGUGAUGCAUGGUGCUGAUCGAGAUAUUGUGUGGCUUCAACGUGACUUCGGCAUAUACGUCUGCAAUAUGUUCGACACUGGGCAGGCCUCAAGGGUUUUGAAACUGGAAAGAAACAGCUUGGAGUAUCUGCUACAACAUUUUUGUGGAGUUACGGCAAACAAAGAGUAUCAGAAUGCAGAUUGGAGAUUACGCCCGCUCCCUGUAGAGAUGAUGAGAUAUGCUAGAGAAGAUACACACUAUCUCUUGUACAUUUAUGACAUUAUGAGGAUGGAAUUGCUCUCUUCGUCUGCCGACAAUGAAUCUCCUGAUGCUUCUCUAAUAGAGGUGUACAAGCGCAGUUAUGAUAUAUGCAUGCAGCUGUAUGAAAAAGAACUUUUGACUGAUAGCUCAUAUCAACACAUAUAUGGAUUACAGGGAGCUGGAUUCAAUGCUCAGCAGCUUGCAAUUGUUGCUGGGCUAUAUGAGUGGAGAGAUGUUAUUGCCCGAGCAGAAGAUGAGAGUACUGGCUAUGUUUUGCCGAACAAAGAACUUCUUGAAAUUGCUAAGCAGAUGCCUCUUACCACAAACAAAUUAAAGCGAUCGAUGAAAUCAAAGCACCCAUAUGUUGAGCGUAAUCUUGGUGCUGUUGUCAGCAUCAUUAGGCAGUCUGUUCAAAAUUCGGCUGCAUAUGAAGCAGCUGUGGAACUUCUGAAAGAAAGGCGCUUAGAAUUACCAGCUGAAGAAGACAUUGUGGCUACUGAGGGCGCUGAAAUGUUAGUUGAAACUUCUGAGCCACUGAAAGCAGCAACAGGGACAGAAACUUCAAAUGUUUGUAGUUCACCUGAAAGUGCUGUCACCAAAGUUGGUUUUAAUGGACCUGGUGACACCUCUGAACAUCGUAGUGAACAUGGUGGUUUAAGAGCUACUUCUUCAGGACAGGUGGAAGUAACUAUUCAGGCAAUUAAGAAACCCAGCCGUGGUCUUGGGAUGUUACUAGGGUGUGCAGCAAAGAGGAAGCUGCACCCUGAUAAAAAACAGGAGCAGGAAGAGAUCCAAGUACAGCAGAUCAAGUCUUCGGUGAGCCUUCCAUUCCAUGCAUUUUCAGGCAGGACUGAACAGUUGCAGCAAGCUGCAACAGCACCUGCUAAAACAUUACAAAUUAACCAUAGAGAGGAACCUGUUGCUACUAAUUCCAAGUUAGACGUUAUAACCCUGGACACUGAUUCAGAUGACGGGAAAUCAUUAAAAGGUGAGCUAUCAAUUGGAGAACAGGAAAAUUCCUUUGCCAUGCCGGUAGCUACUUCAAAGUUAGAAGAUGUUAUCUUACUGGACACUGAUUCAGAUCUUGAGGAAUCAGUCAAAGAUGACUCAGAAGCUGCUGACAAUCCGCCUGAGUGUGGGGAAAACAAAAUUGCAGGUUCUGCUGAGGAGAUGGAUGAAGGGGAUGAGAACAUGUCCCUGUCUGAUCUUUCCUCUAGCUUCAAGAAGUGUUUCCAUCCAAUAAGUCAAAAGAGUAAGGCGCAGCUCGCUGAGAAAGCACAAGCACAUGAAGGCCAGUUGAAAGUCCAGCCUUUUGACUACGAAGCAGCAAGGAAGCAAGUGUUAUUUGGGGAAGAUCCAGGUAAAAAAAAGCCGGAAACAGAAGGUGAUGAGCAUCGUAGGAGUAGGACUGGUAAAGGUGAUAAGAAGAAGGAUUUACUCUUAGGUCAGCCGCCAAAUAUUGAAGGGACAGCAGAGUUCCAGCAAGGUAGAAGGCGUCAAGCUUUUCCAGCUACUGGAAAUCGAAGCUAUACUUUCCGUUAGAAUUUGAAAAACUUUAUGAGCUCAUAAGUGAAGUACUUCGUCUAUGAAGCAGAGCAAUCUCAUCUUGCUUGCUUUUGGCAAAGUUUUGUCAGUACUUUUGGCUCUAGCGAAAGGAGGAGAAAUCAUUAUUCAAUGUUUAUAGGAUUAAUGUAAAAAUUUGGAUUUAGUUUCAGUAUUAUUGUUAAUUUGCAUUUACUGUG
Nicotiana attenuata is the source of this 3124-nucleotide messenger RNA. Its product is annotated as protein RRP6-like 2. The transcript has 14 exons. The record is from RefSeq and is a predicted model, not a curated record. Bases 183 to 2924 code for a protein of 913 amino acids. Gene Ontology annotation, molecular function: nucleic acid binding; nucleotide binding; 3'-5'-RNA exonuclease activity. Gene Ontology annotation, biological process: exonucleolytic trimming to generate mature 3'-end of 5.8S rRNA from tricistronic rRNA transcript (SSU-rRNA, 5.8S rRNA, LSU-rRNA); nuclear polyadenylation-dependent CUT catabolic process; nuclear polyadenylation-dependent antisense transcript catabolic process. Gene Ontology annotation, cellular component: nuclear exosome (RNase complex); nucleolus. NCBI's taxonomy places the organism in Eukaryota, Viridiplantae, Streptophyta, Magnoliopsida, Solanales, Solanaceae.